Bicyclus anynana (squinting bush brown) is the source of this 1516-nucleotide messenger RNA. Its product is annotated as facilitated trehalose transporter Tret1-like. Bases 1 to 1050 code for a protein of 349 amino acids. Gene Ontology annotation, biological process: transmembrane transport. Gene Ontology annotation, molecular function: transmembrane transporter activity. The record is from RefSeq and is a predicted model, not a curated record. The transcript is spliced from 7 exons. Lineage: Eukaryota; Metazoa; Arthropoda; Insecta; Lepidoptera; Nymphalidae. Gene Ontology annotation, cellular component: membrane.
AUGGAGAAAGCUACCAAGGGACACACUUAUGUGCAAUGGAUAUUCGCUUUAUUAGCUAACGUAACACUCCUGUCAUAUGGUAUGGAGAAUGGUUGGAUAUCACCAACUACGAAAAUUCUCCAAUCUGAAGAUUCACCUACUGGUUACCCUAUAUCAGACAAUAUGAUAUCUUGGAUAGCAACCAUAGCCUUGUUUCUCAAAGCUCCAGAAUCUCCUGCCUUCCUGGUUACACAAGGAAAAAUUAAUGAAGCAUUAGAAACAGUCGCAUUUCUUAGAGGUCUGCAGAAGGAUGACAAAAUUGUGAUAAAUAUAGUAAGCAGUAUGCAGAAAGAACAAGAACAUUUUAAAUCUCUACCUAAUCUUAGUAUAAUUGGUAUAGUAAAAGAUAAGACCCUGCGUCGUGGCUUCUGUAUUAUUAUGUUGAGCUUCGUGUUCCAUGCUUUCAACGGAACGGUAGCAAUUAUAACGUACGCAUCAACUGUAUUGAUAUCUACUGGAGUGAAGUUUGACAUUAGCCCAGAAAUACAGACACUGAGUUUCCCAAUAGUCAUAAUCAUAAGCAGCUUAGCACUUGCCGCAAGCGUGGAAAAAUUUGGAAGGAAGAUACUUCUUGUGGGUGCAUAUCUGAUAUCGGCGUUUUCUAUGGCGGCCAUAGCUGUGAUGAUGAUUGUGCAGGAGCGAGGCGUUACUGUUCCAAGCUGGAUGCCAGUUAUAACAAUGAUGUUAGGUGUGGCUAUGUACGGUGCUGGAAUAUCACCACUUCCGUAUAUUAUUCUAACUGAAACCUUUAGUUUCCAAAUUCGUGCCAAAGUAGUAGGAGUGGUGGUCACGCUGGCAUGGUUCAUGACUUUCCUACUGGUCACCAUGUACACGCCGAUGUGCAAUGCGUUCGGUCAAUACUCCCCGUUCGUAUUUUAUGCUGCAGUGAACUUCGGGGGAUUUAUUUUCGUCAUGUUAUUCAUACCAGAAACUAAGGGCCGAAGUGAGGAAGAGAUUUUAAGCAUUUUGGCAAGAGAGAACAAGAAUCCAAAAAUGCUAAAUGCGACCUAAAUAUUUUUUUAUAUUUAACUCUAAAAUAUUUUUAUUGUAAGCAGGGGAAGGGGGCAAGACGGAGACCUUAACGUUUGGACCUCUCAAUCUGAUCUAUGCCAGCUUCUUUCUUUUUAGAGCUAAUGUGACAUUGCUUAUAUUAUACACACAGAGCCGGAUUAAGCGAAUUGAUGCGCAAUCUUCCUUUAUGAGCCAAAGGUGAUGCCCUAAUAGAUUUUAGGCGAAUCCAGGACUGAAUUUAUAAAGGUAUUGUACAUCAAUUCGCGCUAGAGUGGCUGUGAUUAGUCUCUCGUACGACCGACAAGACUCGACCCGUCUUGCCCACGAGUAAGGGACUACUAGAAAAGUAGGGAGGAGGUAGGUAGGUUACCAUACUUACAUAUCUACCUAUUGCAGGUUACCUAUUACUUAGAUACUAGGUUCUCGUAGGUAAUUUUUAAGCUAGUUUAAUAUGUAAGUUUUGUAC